AUGUGCUUGCAUACGCAUCGUGGUCAUAACAUUCUGUCAUCUGAAACCUUUGCGGUUGGCUUUAAAAGGCCUCUCCCUCGAUGCUCUCUACUAUGUCUCCUCACCGCCAUGACAUUCUUGAACAAGGCGCCUUCGUGCGUCUCUUGUGUGGUGGACAAGGACAUCUGUCCCCCUCCAACUGUUCAUGCUAUCUCUGAUUAUCCCAAAUAUUACGAUGCACUUUACUAUCCCCAAUAUCAUCCCGCUGUUUUUGCUACUGCUCAGACCUUCUGUGCCUGGCUGCUGAAGUCUCUCGUGUCCCAUUGCCGCUGCUGCUUGGUGUGCAGAAACCCAUUCACGGGAUGCGUGCCAUUCGAUGGUGUCCACAUCGUUGUCACGUCCUCUGAUGUAUCUCUCUCGCUGCCGCUUGGUGUUUUCGAGAGUGCAGGUUAUCACCACUGUGCCAUCAUGCACAAACUCUCCCUUAGUUCUAACCAAGUUUUUUCUUUCACUCACACGUUGGUCCAAUAUCCCCCUUGGAUGUUUUAUUCUGAGGAUACAAUCAAAUCUCGCUUGGACGCUAUACUUUUCGCUACAUUGUCUGAGAGUAUCUCGCGUGUUCCAGGUUUGCGUGUCGUCCAUCGCACCAAGCCAAACUUCGUUGCCGCUAUUACCCACCAUUUCCUCGACUUGCACGCAAAUCUCAUUGCGAGGUCUAUGCCCGAAGUAUUGAGUGAUUUUGCUUCGGUCAUGCUUCCGCUUGAAUGUGAUCAUCAAUUUCUGCCACUGCUCUCUGCCUUUGUUGAAAACAUUUAUGGCCCAGAGGUGGCAGCUGUGCUUCGUCGCCCAGCUCCUCCCACUUAUGUCUAUCAUUCUGUUGGCGAUAGCAUGCUGCCUUGGACAUUGUUGUCUACUGACCUUCUUGUUCGCCAUCUAUGCAAUAUCCCGCUUGCCUCCCUGCGUGACUAUGUUCACGAAUCGCCUUUACCCUGUCGACCUGUGGUGUAUCGUCGUUCUCAUCCCAAAACUUCGAAUAGCUUGGUCUGCCACAUCCGCGCUCAUGUUUUAUACCUGCAACUCGUAGGCCAUCCUGUCUUAUGUGACAUCUGGCUUGCAUACAGUCCAUUCACCAAUAUAUUUCCAGCCCACGCUUCAGAAUUGAUCACCUGUAUAUUAGAGUUUGAAUACGGGUCCGCGGUGGUUCAGGCGUUGGCAUCUGAUCCGUUGACGCUGUCCGAGCGCCUCAAGUUUGUCCGCCGAGAACAAAAAGUGUUGCGCGUAUCAGCUGCAGUCGAGCAGGCCAUCGAACAGAGGAACCAAUGGCCAGUUCUCGUUCCUAAACAUACAGUGGCUCAAAAAAGUGUCCCAAUGUUUGUAGCUUUUCAUGUAAUUGCUAUAUCAUGUGUCGAGACGUGGGAAUAUGACUAA
Molecule: messenger RNA, 1407 nt
Organism: Suillus fuscotomentosus
Lineage: Eukaryota; Fungi; Basidiomycota; Agaricomycetes; Boletales; Suillaceae
Exons: 2
Coding region: 1-1407 (468 amino acids)
Source: RefSeq, a predicted model, not a curated record